Molecule: messenger RNA, 2484 nt
Organism: Lasiodiplodia theobromae
Lineage: Eukaryota; Fungi; Ascomycota; Dothideomycetes; Botryosphaeriales; Botryosphaeriaceae
Exons: 5
Coding region: 1-2484 (827 amino acids)
Biological process (GO): regulation of DNA-templated transcription; DNA-templated transcription
Molecular function (GO): DNA binding; DNA-binding transcription factor activity, RNA polymerase II-specific; zinc ion binding
Source: RefSeq, a predicted model, not a curated record
AUGCAACCCUCACAAGCCAACCCCAACACCGCCGCCUUUGCGGCCCCCGCCGACUACCACAGUGCGAACCAGCAGCCCGCCAAGCGCCCGCGCCAUCGCGCCUCCAUAGCCUGUGCCUCCUGUCGCGACCGCCGCAUCCGCUGCGUGGUGCGCCCUGGCGACACGGAAUGUUUCAAUUGCAAGCGCACCGGCGCCGAAUGCAUCAUCCGGAAUGAUGACGAACGUCGCAAGCCGAUUUCGCGCGCCUAUGUGGCCUCGUUGACGGAGCGCAUCGCCGUGCUGGAGGACCUGCUCAGGAGCAAAGGGGAAGAGCCGCCGCCAGCCAUCCACCCUCCGCGCAUCAGGCCUGGACUCCCUGGAUCCGAGGACCGGCACAGUCGACAGGAGCCUUCCCAGUCCGACAAUGCCUCCUUCAGCGAGUCGGACGACGGUGCAGACCAGCCCGGCCAUUAUCUGUCGGCCGCGCGACCAGGUUCGUCUCCGCGUCUGCUGGACCCGUCGGACGAGAGCCAGAGUCUGGUCAGCCAACUGCUCGCCCCGAGAGGCCACCUGGGAAUCGACCAGACCAGUGGAAGCGUGCGCUUCUUUGGCUCGCUCAUGAACUGCCACCUCCCGUCGGACAAGGCGGCAGCUUCAAAGACGUCCGACAUUGUCGAGCAUGCGCGGCGAGCCACCAAGACGAUCCGACUGCUCUCGCAGGAGACGCACGAUCACCUCAUGGACCUGUUUUGGGAGCAUUUCAACGCCGUUCUUCACGUCAUCCACAAAGAAGCUUUCCUCGACGACUACGAGCACGGUGCAUCGCAUUUUUACUCUCCUUUCCUGCACAUUUGCAUCCUUGCCGUUGGUUUCCGCUAUGCCGACAAAACUCGGCCCGACAUCCAAAGAAUCGCGCUUGAGCCAAGAGAGAGUACUUUCCACCGCGAGGCAAAAUACAUGCUUGAUGUUGAGCUAGAACGACCGGGCGGGAUUCCCCAAGUCCAAGCUCUCCUCCUGCUUGCGAACUGCGAGUGUAGCGUGGGACGCGAUCACACCGGCUGGCUCUACUCUGGCAUGGGCGUCAGACUAGCCUUUGAUAUCGGUCUCCAUCUAGAAACGCGCUCGUCGGGACUGUCGGAGCGCGAGGUUGAUGUGCGGCACAUGACCUUGUGGGCCUGUGUAAUAUUUGACAAAUACUGGUCUCUUUUUUUAGGGAGACCCACAGCAAUAAAGAGCUCCGACCUGGAGGUCUACGCUCUGGCCAAGCGAUUUGAGCGGCUCGGGACCUGUUUGCCCAACGGACCGGAGCUCUCCCUCGAGACCCAGAUCUACGAGGCACUGAUCGACUUGAUGGAGAUUGCGGGCAAGGCAGCAGAAAACAGGGAAGCGACUGCGGUCUCUGGCGGAGGUUUCGACCGUACUUCCUACAAGUCCCUGGUUUCUCUGGACCGGGAACUGAAUAGCUGGUACUCUCGCUUGCCCGGCGCGUUGAAAUGGGAGCCAACGAAUAUUCAAACGGCGCCCAGAUCCUUCUUCGUCCUGCACCAGCAAUACCACUCGGUCCAUAUCCAGAUCCGCCGUUCUUUUACACGCUACGAGGACUCUGUCUCCCCAGAUGCCAAGGACCUGUCUGGGGAUGCCGUUGUCACGGCAGCUCGUAGAGCGUGCACUGGCCAUGCAAUAGCCGUUGUCAAGAAUUUCUGGCACUACAGGCAGCGGUUCAGCGCCAAGCAGAUUUUCUGCGCCGCAAUGCAAACUGCGGGGACUGCCUGUACGACGCUGGUCGCAGAUCUUGCUUUUGUCAAGGAUGUCAAGGAACGCAACCACAUCCUGAAGUACCUGAAGUGCAUGGCGGUAUCGCUUCAGGAGAUGUCUGGAAUCUUUGCGCCAGCCGAACGCAUGUGUCUUGUGCUGCAGCAUGUCCUGGCCGAGAUAUCUCAAUCAAGCCCACAGCGCGAGGCUUCGGUCGUGCCAGCGUCGCGGCAGAGCACCGAAGAUGACACGAUUCAGAACGCGCCCAAACGAAGGCAGCGACCCGAUCACCGGCCAACGCCGCCGCUGCGGAGAUCGGAAGGAUCAGGCUCGGUGCCUCAAAUGAGACUGAGCGUGGGCAGUAUCCCGUCGUUGGCAGACAACCACUCGGAAUCAGGUGUCAAUGAAGCUAACGGGCUCUUCACUCCGCAAGGCGAUCUCAGCGCGUGGCCCUUUCCGAGCCAGGACAACCAGGUGGGUGUGGGCGGCUCGUCAUUGCCGGGCUCGGCGCCCGCCAUGUACGGGAACAUAACGCCGAACGCAUGGAUGACAGCCACAUCGCAAAUGCCGGACACGGCUCGAAUGAGCUUCUCGCAUUUUCCCGGGUUUACCGAGGGCAACACGCAUGCUGGGCAGAUGGACUUCCUCUCGCCGAAUGACGAGGCGUGGGGCCACUGGCGGCUGGAGCAGCCGCAGGGCCCGGUGCGGCCUGACGAGCUCGACGCCGUGCCUCCAGACAAACAGUACAGAUGA